Molecule: messenger RNA, 1327 nt
Organism: Scomber scombrus (Atlantic mackerel)
Lineage: Eukaryota; Metazoa; Chordata; Actinopteri; Scombriformes; Scombridae
Gene: trmt1
Product: tRNA methyltransferase 1
Biological process (GO): tRNA N2-guanine methylation
Cellular component (GO): nucleus
Molecular function (GO): metal ion binding; RNA binding
Source: RefSeq, a predicted model, not a curated record
CGCUUCAAACAUGGUGGCCUUCAUGUGCUAACGUGAGAAGGAAGAAACAGAGCAAAGAGACCACCUGUGUCACUUUUUUAAACUAUUAAAUAUUAAACCUUUCCACCGAUAAAGAAGAAAAGCAAAAGGAGGAAGUGUUACAGACGGGUUACCUUUAUGCUAGUGCGGACAGUGCGGCUGCUCCCCCUCAUCACCUCCCAUCACCUCCAUCACUCCUGCGCUCCUUCUCCUGGACAGAUAUUAGGGCAGCGUGUCGUCUACUCUGCUGCUGCUGCUGCUGCCGCUGCCGCCAGCAGAGGACUGAGAUCCAUGGAGCCUCUAAAAGCUGCUCAGGACCUCCAGGUUCCCGCCACUAACUCUUCAUCCACAGCAGACGGUGCGAGCCUGACCCCCACCGACACACAAACCAAACAGGAAGACUCACCUCCUCCUGUGGGACUGUUACCCGGGGAGACGGUGGUUAAAGAGGGGAAGGCGGCCAUCUUGUUCCCCAGCGCUAACGAGGUGUUUUACAACCCGGUGCAGGAGUUUAACAGAGAUUUAACAUGUGCAGUGAUCACGGAGUUUGCCAGAGAUCUGCUGGCUCAGCGCGGGGUGAAGGUGGUGGUGCCAGGAGAGAAAGAGCGAGUGGUGGUCUCUCUGUCGGAGGACACCAACGAGGCCGACGCACAGACGGAGGAGAAAAACGGAGCGGAGGAGCCAGCUGUGACUGCAGUAGUUGGGGAGAGAUGUGAGCGUGGCCUCCGUGUGCUGGAGGGUCUGGCUGCGUCUGGUCUGCGCUCGGUGCGUUUCGCUCUGGAGGUUCCGGGUCUGCAGAGCGUCACCGCCAACGACUUUUCCGUCAAAGCUGCGGCUCUGAUCGCCAGAAACGCCGAAUACAACAAAGUCAACCACCUGCUGAAGUCGAGCUGCAGGGACGCCAGCAUGCUGAUGUACGAGAUGCGAGGGAAGAAGGAGCGCUAUGAUGUCAUCGAUCUGGAUCCCUACGGCAGCCCCGCCGGCUUUCUGGAUGCCGCUGUGCAGGCCGUCAGUGAGGGAGGGCAUAUGUAACCACGGAGACAGAUGCUGUUACUCCCACGACCUGAAGCAGACGACCGAAGAGAAAAUGGAGUGAAUGUACCGUCUCUUAUUUUUAUUUCUAGAGUUUGAAUUCAGGCCCUGUAAUGUAAUUUAGUGAUGAAAAGUUAAGAAGUGUUAAUAUACAGAACAUAUCCGUUAUUCAGCUUCAUACUAAAGCUGUGUUUUUGUUUUAGCUUCUUUUUUUCCUUUUUCUUUUUUUAAAAAUGUGACUGUUCAAGUCCAAUAAAGUCCUACAUCUGACUUUAAA